UCUGUCCGUCCAUCAGUAAUCUGUCCGUCCAGCAGUAAUCUGUCCGUCCAUCAGUAAUCUGUCCGUCCAUCAGUAAUCCAUCAGGAAAGCAGAGAAGUUCUUCAGCUGGAGAUGAGUGAGCAGCCUCCUCCGUAUCGUCUGUUCUUCCCUGAAGGAACUGCACCACCAAUGUUUCCUUCAGCUUUCAGCCCGGCGCCUGCCUUCUUCCCAGGCUCAGCCUAUCAGUCCUUCACAGGAGAUCAAACCUUCUACCAUCCAGGACCUGCAGGUCAGCAUGGGACCCCAAUGAUGCCAUCAGGUUACCAUGGAGACCAACAUAGUGACAAAAACCUACCAAAACACCCAG
This is a messenger RNA of Austrofundulus limnaeus, 346 nucleotides long. Its product is annotated as cysteine-rich and transmembrane domain-containing protein 1. Lineage: Eukaryota; Metazoa; Chordata; Actinopteri; Cyprinodontiformes; Rivulidae. The record is from RefSeq and is a predicted model, not a curated record.